AUGCCUCAACUGUUAGGCCCCAGCGUUCCACCCGGGAUUCAUCCACAUGAUCAGUACCAAUCGCUUGAAGUUCAGCCAUACAAUCCAAAUGGAGGUUCCAGACUGGAGCAGUUCCACCAUCACCACCAUACAGUCGUGGACAUCCCAACCGGUGACGCUCCUCAGCAGCACGCUGAGCCGGAUGACAGCCAUCUGGAAAGGCUCCCCCCUCGAACGGACUUGGAACUCCUGCAGCAGAAAUACUCGGAAUUGCGGGAAGCGCUGGACCUGUGGCAGCGAAGAGCAAGCGGAGCGCAGCAGCAGGCCGAUGCCAGCCACGCGCACCUGGUUCAUCUUCAACGUGAGAACUGGGAGCUGGGCAGCGAGGUGGUGAAGCUGCGGCAGGAGGUGGCGCUGCUGGGGGGAAACCUUAACGGUCAACUGUCCCUCGUGCAGGGCGCCGUGGUUUCGGAGCUACAGUCGCAGCUGGCGGAGCGGCUGGCCCAGGUAUGUGGCCUACAGGAGGAGGUGGCGGCGCUGGCGGCUCAGCUGCAGGCGGCGGAUCGUGACGCAGCGGCGGCGGCAGCAGCGGCGGCGGCGGAGCGGCAGCGGCUGGCGGCGGAGCUGGGUACGGCACGACUGAUGGCGACGGCGCGGGGCCGCGGAGCGGAGGAACUGCAGACGCAGCUGGCACAGGUCAGUGAGGCUGCGGCGGAGGAGAUCGCGAAGCUCCGGUCCGAGCUGGCUCAGGCGCUGGCCAGAGCGGAAGCCGCGGAGGCGGCAGUGGCGGCGGCGGCGGCGGCUGCCGAGCGCCAGGUGGCCGAGACGGCGGAUGUACGGCGGCAGUUGGAGGAGGAACGUGGAGCCAAGGAAAGGCUGGCAGCGGAGUUGGAGGUGGUGCGCUGCGAUAUUCGGGACCUCAAGGCAGCGAAUGAGUGCCUGGAGGCGUCGUUGGAGGCGCAUCUGGAGGGCCACACGGGAGGGGGAUCCAGCGGCGGCGUGGGGGGAGGUAGCGGCGGCGGCGGCUCGGCGGUGCUGCAGCUCCACAAUGAGCUGCGGCGGAUGCAGGCUGAAUCCAUGGCCGAGCGGCACUCCCUUCAGGAGGCGCUGACACGUGCCCGGGAGGAAGCUCGUACUGCCGUACACCAGGUUACUUACCUGCGGCAACUACAGACGACGCAGGCGUUAGAGGAGCAGCUGGUUUCGGAGCGGGAUCGCGCCGACGGGUUGCAGAGGCUUGUAUCAGAGCUUCAGGAGCAGCUGCAGGCGGCGCUGAGUGUCAGCGGGGGCGGGGGCGGGGGCGGUUUUGGCGAUCGUCAUGAGGAGGUGGCGGCGACGAUGACAAUGGCGACGAGCGACGUUGACGGCGCCGCCGCCGCUGCCGCGGCGGCGGCCGCGCUGGAACCGGACGCUGUGGCAGAAGCGCGGUCUCUCGCCCACUCGCUGUUCAGCGACGACGACGACGACGACGCUGACGUUGAGGAUGUCCGCGACGGUGGCCGCGCGGUGUACGGCGAGUGCGGCAGCGCCGUACAGACGGACGAGCAAAUGACGGGUUCGCCGUCCAGCGGAGGGGAUGCCGCCGCCGCGGCGGCGGCGGCGGCCGCGGCAGCCGCCACCGCGCAGACGAACCUUUUGCUCUCAGCGGCGCGUGAAGAGAUCGAGAGGCUCAAGGAGCUCAACGCACGAUUGGCGGCAGCCAAGGACCCUCGCCGCUAUGUGGCUGUGGAGAAGGUGCAGACUGCCCUCGCGGAGGAGCGACAGAGGGUCAGACGUGAGGCGGAUGAGGUGAUGGCCGCGGAGACGGCGCUCGCCCGGCGGCGUUACGAAGCCCUGGAGGUGUCCCACGGGUCGCUGCAGGCGGAGGUGCACAGCCUGCGCAGACAGCUCGAAGCGGCAGUGGAGGCGGCGCAGGUCUCUGAGACGCGGCUAAGACACGGCUACGGAGCUUGGCCGCUACACAUAACCGAUGCGGAAAAGGUCGCGCGGGAUGCUCGGGUUUCGGAGCUACAAAAGCGGCUAGACGACGCCGGGGAGCAGCUGGAGGCUGCACGUGCGCGAGCCGAGCGACUCAAUGAGGAGCUGGACCAGGUGCGAGCUGAGGCCGAGGCCGACGCAGCAGCGGUGCUUGUCGAGGCUCACGCUGCCAGCGCCGCGGCCGCACAACGGCAGUUGGCAGCUUUGCGCAGCAGCUUGGCGGAGGAGCACGCGGCGGCGCUGGAGGCACUCCGGACGCAGCUGGAAGCGACCCACGGGUCGGCUAUGACCGAGGGAGCAGCGCGGCAGGCGGCGCAGGUUGAGGAGCUGCGGCAGCGACACGCUGGGGAGGUGGCGGAGCUGCGGGCCCGGCUGGAGGCGACCCAUGGGUCGGCCGCCGCGGAAGCGGCGGCACGACACGCAGCGCAAGUUGCAGAACUGCGGCGGCAGCACGACGCGGAGCUGGCGGAGCUCCGCGAGGAGCUUGAAGCGACCCGUCGGUCGGCCGCUGUACAGGUGGCGGAAUUGGAGUUGCAGCGCAGCCAUGCGGAACAGCUGGCUGCAGCGAAACAAGACCGCAACGCGGAUGACGCUGCUGCGACAGCCGCGGCGGCGGCGGCAGCACACCAGCAGCAGGACCAUGCAGAUUGUUUGGCGAAGCUGUCCGAGGACUACUCGGCCCAGCUGUCGGAGCUCCGAGACCACCACGUAGCGGAGGUAGAGGUGCUUUGUGAGCAGCACGCCGCGGAGAUCGAAGCCCUUUGUGGGCAGCACGCCGCCGAGGUGGAGGGCUUACGGAAAGAGCACGCGGCGGAGGCGGAGGGUCUGCGACGGCAGCUGCGGGAGGCGGCGGCGGACGCGCGGCGGGAGGCGGCGGCCGCUGCAGAUCAGAAAGCGGCUACGGCAGUGGCGGCAGAGCGUGAGGCGGCGGCGGAGGCGCGAAGGCGUCUAGAGGAGGAGUUACGGGGCCGGCAUGCGAUAGAGGUGCAGAUGUCCAAGCAACAGGCGGAGCUGGCGCGUCAGGCGGAGCAGCUGGAGGCGGCGCGGGAGCAGCACGAACGGGAGCUUGCGGCCCUGAAAGCGACCCACGGGUCUGCCCUGGCGGAGGCAGAGGCACAGCACGCGGGGAAGCUGCGGGACGUGCAGCUCAGGCAUGAACGCGAGCUGGGGGAGUUGCGACGCCGCCUGGACGCGACCCACGGGUCGGAUGUAGCCGAGCUGGCGGCGCGACAUGCGGCGCUGGUAGAGGAGCUGCAGCAAAUGCACGCGGGGGAGCUGGCGGCGGUGCGCUGCGAGGCAGAGACGACGCGAGGGUCGGCGAUUGCAGUCGCGGACGCGCGGCAUGCGGUACAGGUCGAGGAAUUGGCGCGGCGCCACGAGCAGGAGCUGGUGGCGCUGCGGCGACGGCUGGAGGCGACCCACGGGUCGGCUCUGGCACAGGCGGAGAAGCGCCAUGCGGCACAUUUGGAGGAGCUGACGCGGCGGCGGGAGCAGGAGCUAGCGGGGCUGCGGCAGCAGCAUGCGUCAGCGCUAGAGGCGGCGGAGGGGGCGCACGCGAAGCAGGCAGCGGCGCUGGCGGAAAAGUACGACACGCUUUACAAGGAGCGCCUGGCAGCAACGGUCAGGGCGCUGCGGGAGGCACACCAAUCGGAGAUGCGUCGAGUGGCGGCAACUAUGGGCGCCGAGGCGGCGGCGGCGGCGGCGACGCUGCGUGAACAGAUGGAGGCGCAGGUGGCGGAGGAGGUAGCGGCGGCUGUGGGGGCGUUCCAAUGGCAACGGCAUGGGCAGCAGCACGCAAAUGAACGCGACAAGAUGAUGGCGACGAACGCGAUGGCGACCACAACCGCGGGGGUGAUAGCAGCUGCUGCUGCUGCUGCUGCCGUCACCCCUCUCGCCGAUCGAACCAAUGGCCAAAUGGCGGCGACAGCGCCGCUGCCGCCGGCCCUGCGUGCUCCCACCACCAAUCCAGCGGCUGCCACUGGACUCGCCGCUAGCUGCGACGGCAGCGGCCGUGGCGAUGGCGGCAUCUGGGGUGCAGCCUCUGGGCGGUUAGCCAGUCGAGGCGAUGCAUUGCGUGGUAGUAGCGUCAGCAGCAGUACGGGAAGCGCCAGAAGCGGCGGCGGCGGCGGCGGCAGCGGCGCCGGGGAAGCAGAUGGCUGGCUUCCGCGGCCGCCGUCCCCGGAGCUGUGCGCCUCACCGCAAAUGCACCGCCACUGCGCUGCCUCCGCCGGCGCCGCCACCGUCAGCGGCGGCGCGGUACCGUCCGAGGCUUUCCCCGCCGCAGCGCCCACUGCCGCGGCCGCCGGCGGCAACACCAGCCUCCGAGCAUCUGACGGUCAGGUGCCUAGGCUGGCGAUGCCCGCCGCACCGCCGCCGCUGCGGCGCACAAGCAGCGGCGGUGGCGGAGUCGCAACGGCGGCCGCCGCGGCCGUACCCGCCGCCGCUGGCAACGGCAGCGUGCUUGACUCGCUGCUCGGUCCUCAUCACGAGGCGCGACUGCACAGCUUGCGCAGCGGCGCCCUGGCGGCGUCGUCAUUGUCCGCCGCCGCCGCCGCCGCCGGCAGCUCCGCUGCCGUGGCGCCAACGGCGGCGACUGUGCCCCAGGCGAUGCCGCGGGCGGCGGCAGCAACCUCGACCACUCAGACGGCGCCAAUCCCCCACGUGGAUGCGACGCGUGCACCCGCGCCGCUGGCGGCUGCACCGGCAGCAGGGGUGUUGGCAGCAGCGGCGGCGAGGGCCCGAAUCGCAUCGUGCAGCAGUAGUGCGGGGCUGCCGGGUCUUGCUACGGGUCUUAUGCAGGGGGGCUUGCCGGCUUGUCGCAGCAGCUUGGAUGAUCGGUUGCAAGCCGUGGCCAGCGCUACGGUUGCAGCAGACGCGGCGGCGGCACUUCCUCUUGGAUCCAGUGGCCUGUCGUACAAAGGAGGAGCGUCGUCUGUGUCCGGCGGUGGGAAGCCGCCAGAAGGACAUCCCCAGGGCGGUACGGCACGCGGCAACAGGCUUGCGGCUGCUGCAUCGCUCAGUCUUUCGGAUCUGAGCGCGGCCGCCGCUGCCGCAAGCGGCAGCGGCGUCAAGGGCGUCCCCGGGCGCUGUUUGGGGUCCCGCCGGUCGUACGGCAGUGAGCUGGCGGCGCUGCCGUCCGCAGCUCCUGUCGUUGGGGCCAGACGACGGGGCAGCGAGCCCGGCGACCGAUUCGGAAGUAGCGUCGCUUCCGCUGCUCCCGCUGCCGCCACGGCCGAUGCGGCACCCCGCGCCGCCAGCGGCGGUGCCAGCGGCGGCGGCGGCGGCGGCGUCACUGUCAGCCUGGCGGAGCUGGGCCGUCCCCGAGAUUCCUCCAAAGCUGCUGCGGGAAGGAGCCAGGGCGCAUGA
This is a messenger RNA of Volvox carteri f. nagariensis, 5322 nucleotides long. RefSeq lists its product as uncharacterized. The record is from RefSeq and is a predicted model, not a curated record. The transcript is spliced from 17 exons. NCBI's taxonomy places the organism in Eukaryota, Viridiplantae, Chlorophyta, Chlorophyceae, Chlamydomonadales, Volvocaceae. Bases 1 to 5322 code for a protein of 1773 amino acids.